Messenger RNA from Ipomoea triloba (trilobed morning glory), 1503 nucleotides. Its product is annotated as zeatin O-xylosyltransferase-like. Gene Ontology annotation, molecular function: UDP-glycosyltransferase activity. The record is from RefSeq and is a predicted model, not a curated record. The coding region runs from base 64 to 1503 and encodes 479 amino acids. The transcript has a single exon. NCBI's taxonomy places the organism in Eukaryota, Viridiplantae, Streptophyta, Magnoliopsida, Solanales, Convolvulaceae.
CAUCCUGCUAUAAAUAAGUAAAGUUUCUUGUGCUAUCUAUCACUCCAGAAGAAGCAAAUUCAGAUGGAUAGCUGCAAUAAUAAUGUUGCUGUUGUUAUGGUGCCUCUUCCGGCUCAAGGCCAUCUCAAUCAACUCCUUCAGCUCUGCUGCUUAGUUUCCAGCUAUGGCCACCCGGUUCACUACAUAGGAUCUGCCCUCCACAACCAACAGGCUAGAGUUCGGGCGAAUGGAUUAGACCCCAAGAAACUAGCCAAAAUCCAUUUCCAUGAUCUUCCUACUCCUGAUUUUGAUUGCCCUUCCCCAGACCCCACCGCCUCGAUUAAGUUCCCUUCUCAUUUGCAGGCGACCUGGGAGGCGGCACAGCUUCUCCGCCACCCCACUGCACACGUUCUACGCGAGCUAGCAUCUAAUACCAGGAGAGUGGUGAUCAUUCAUGAUCCUAUGAUGUCCAUGGUUGUCCAGGAUGCCGCAUUGAUCCCUAAUGCCGAGUCCUAUGCCUUCAAUUGCAUAUCGGUUUUCUCCUUGCUGUCCUUCAGAUAUGGCGGAUUGGGAAAGCAGCUCCCCAUGGAAGCAGAGCUGCAAGAGCUAAUGCCCUGUCUAGAAGGAUGCGCGACGAAUGAAAUCAGGAGGCUCGGGGCUGCUCAGGAAGAGCACAGAAAGCUAAGAGCUGGAGAUAUUCACAACUCCAGUAGAUUGAUUGAAGGUCGGUUUAUUGAUUUACUAGAGGAAGACAAAUUGGGCCCGGCAGGGCCCGAUGACAGGAUGCUGGACUCCACUCUUCAAGCUGCAGGUCAACAGGGCCAGAAGAAGAAGCAAUGGUUUAUUGGUCCUAUACUCCCUGCAAACCCUGGCUUAAUCUCAAAUAACCAUAGCUUCUGCUUAGAUUGGCUUGAUGUGCAACCUCAAAACUCUGUCCUGUACGUUUCGUUCGGUACGAUGACUUCAAUGUCGGAUGAGGAGGUGAGGGAGCUGGCGAUGGGGUUGGAGCAGAGCAAACAGAAGUUUCUAUGGGUGUUGAGAGAUGCAGAUAAAGGAAACAUCUUUUCCGGGGAAUCAAGAAGGAUUGAGCUGCCAGAAGGGUUUGAAGAGAGGGUAAAAGGAAUGGGAUUAGUGGUCAGGGACUGGGCACCUCAACCCGAGAUCCUGGCCCACCGAGCCACAGGAGGGUUCAUGAGUCACUGCGGAUGGAACUCGUGCAUGGAAAGCAUCACUCUUGGAGUUCCAAUGGCCGCCUGGCCCAUGCACUCCGACCAACCAAGUAACAGUUUUUUGGUGGCCAGGAUACUGAAAACAGGCCUGAUUGUAAGGGAAUGGAGGGAACGCCAUGAGGUGGUGAAGUCAUCUGGCAUUGAGAAUGUGGUGAGGAGACUUAUGGCGUCUGAGGAAGGAGAUGAGAUCAGAAAGAGAGCUCAAGAACUUGGGGAAACCAUUAGAAAAUCAGCACAAGAAGGGGGUACUUCUCGUAUGGAACUCGACUCUUUCAUUGCCCAUAUCACUAGAUAG